Elaeis guineensis (African oil palm) is the source of this 3219-nucleotide messenger RNA. RefSeq lists its product as uncharacterized. NCBI's taxonomy places the organism in Eukaryota, Viridiplantae, Streptophyta, Magnoliopsida, Arecales, Arecaceae. The record is from RefSeq and is a predicted model, not a curated record.
GGCCGGAGGAGGAGAAAACCCCAACUCCUACCUCGUCCUGUAUAACUACCCCUCCUUCUCCGGCGCCUUCGCCGCUCUCUUCGCCCACCUCUACCUCUCCCGCCGCCUCCUUCCCUUCCUCGUCCUCCCCUUCUCCUCCGUCGAGCCUUUUCGGGUAGAGGAUUUCAAUUUUGGAGGUGUGGAUACAUGCUAUCUUCUCGAUUUCAUUGGCCCGAAGGGCUUUGCUAUUGAGCUUUCUCGAAUCAUACCUCGGGUGAUAGCAUUUGACCACCGCAAGUCUACAAUGGCAAGAAUUUCGCAAUUUCGAGAAUGCCCGGAAAAUCUCAAACUGCGCGUUGAUACCAGCAAGUGCAGUGCUCGUACUGUCUAUGAAUUCUUCUCAGAGAAGCUCUCCGAAAUGAAUUCUUCGUCGGGCGAUUCUGUGAGUCUAUUGAAUCAGGAAGAUGAAGAUCGUGUUGCAACAGUACUAAGGUAUUUAGAGGAUACAGAUCUUCACCAGUGGGAAUUGCCUGACAUCAAGGCAUUUAAUAUUGGAAUCAAAGAUGAGCGUGCAAAGUUGAAUUGUGUUACCAAUCCUCAUGUUUUUAAACAGCUUCUGGAAAUUGAUGCUGGUGAUAUGAUUGCCAAGGGUUAUUCCUAUACUUGUGCCCGUCAAGAUGCUGCAAAUAAGUUGUUGGAUAAGGCCUUCAAGAUUCGGUUAGGGAGAGGUUUAUAUGGCGAAUGCCUGGCAAUCAGGGAUGAUGGCAAUUCAGAUUUGAGCCAUGAAAUUGGUGUCGAACUCAGUAGAAGGAGUAAGGCAGCUGGUUUAAGGCCCAUAGGAGCAGUUGUGUUCAUGCAACGGAGUAAUCUAAAAAUGUGCUUGAGGAGCACAGACAAAUCCACUGACACCUCAGAGAUUGCCAAGGCAUAUGGAGGAGGAGGAAGCCAUGGUUCGAGCUCCUUUAUAAUAAGAAUGGAUGAGUACAACCACUGGACUUCUGUAGUUUGAAGAUAAAUUUGUAUAGGUAAAAAUCAAAUCCUUGUUCUGCUUAACUGCUUCACUGAGGUGACUCAUGCUAGUGGUACAGUUGUGGUUUUAGAUCUUAAAAGUAAAUGCUGGUAGAAAGUUGGUUCAUGCUGCAUAUGUGUGUCUCCAUUUUACAACUGAUAAUCCAGUGUUCUGAAGCUUUUAUGCAGAAUAUAAAAGUUCUCUAUGUGGUGUGGUUACUUUUUGAGACUUCCUUGUGCGUUAACUUAAGCCUCUUUCCACAUGUAAAUGUCCAGUGCUAAAAGAGCAGAUAACUUAUAAAUAUUUUAGCACUAAGAUUCAGAAUCAACAGGGAGGGUCUACAAGUACAUGAUAGAUUACUUUUUGUUUAACUGAAAAGAAAACCAGUCAAAAAAAAUCAUCAAUCCAUUAAAGAACAAAAAUUAAAGGUAUAAAGUCCUGUAUCAAAUCAUCAAUCCAUUAAAGAACAAAAAUUAAAGGUAUAAAGUCCUGUAUCACUGUAUUUUUUACUGCAGUACUUAUAGAGCAUUUCUAGGUCAGAGUAGGUUUGACUUAACUUCAAUCUAACCCUACCUUCCGUAGCUGAGAUUUUAUUGGACCAAACCUGACAUGAGUCCAGCAAAUCCUUGCUUAACUCUGCAAUUGUUUGGUUUAGCAGGCUCAGCUUCCUAAGGUGCAGUUUUUGCAGUACGUGUAAAAGGAUAUUAUAAGCCACAUGCUCUUAAAGAAAAUAUUCUUACUUUUGUGCUUUAGUUACAAAUUUACGACUAGAUCUUGAUCAAUCAAUAGGAGAUGGUCUACUUUGUUGGCAUGACAAGGAUGCAAAAGAUUAAUGCUCUCACUUAAUUCAAAGUCAAGUUCCAAAUUUAUUGUCAACCAUUUUCCUUAUAAAGCCUUUAAUGACACUCUUAUAUCUACACAAAUGUUUUACAGUUAGCAACUGAAAUGUGUUAUAUAUUUUUCCUAGCAAAUUGGUAAGCAACAUUAUGUGUAUGUGUCCUUAUUUCAUUAGUCCCAAAAUGUAUAUUUAAUAUUUAUAGUUGCUUUUGUGGCUUACAACAAAGCUUAACGAGGGGUACCAUUUAAGCUGUAUUGUAAUAGUGAAGCCUGGAAGAAAUCAUUACCAGUGAUGCUAAGAUGUCUAUAUGAGGAAAUUUACAAGCAAAAAAAGGAGAACCGAAAAUGUUGGCAGGAAGGACAUUCACCUACAUGCUUCCCUUCAGCUUGAGGUUGUUGGACAAGUGUAGUGUUUAUCACAGCUGUCAUGCACGAGUCCUGAGCUUACUUCUCCAUGCUUUGCAAAGAUUUAAAUUAUGCUCAAUUAGUGCAACUAUGAUCUGAUGAUCUGAAGAGCCCGGCAUCUCUUCCAUGUUUUCUUAUGAUAUUAGAAAUUGAUGGAGUACAACAGUUCCAAUUGCUAUGGAAGGAUGAAGUUCAUUUUACCGGUAACAGGAUUUCAAAUGGAUGGAAUAAUUGUUAGUAAGUGUUUAGGAUCAAUCGAGUUAUAUCUUCUGAAGCAACCAGUUGAAAAUUAAACUUACAGCCCUUUGCACGGAAGAACUUGGUGUUCUGGUGUUUGCCAAGCUUUCUGAAGAUUUACAUUGGCUCCAGUGAACCCCAGGCCAUGAAAUCGAUCGAUCUCUGCUUCUCAUUGUAGGCAUAUCAGUCUGAAGCUGUUCCAUUGAUCAUUAGGUCUGUUCAACAUACUGUACCAACACAAACUGAUGAACCAUUGGGUGAAGUGGAGUGUCUACAGUCAUUCAAAUGGAUUUUCAGCAAAGGUGAACUCAAGACAGCGGAACAGGCCAAGGAGAAAGGUGCGUCGGCCGACAAGGUUUUAGAAUCUCCAUGUCUGAUAUCCCACUAACAGAAUCCAGACUGCUGAGUCAAGCGAUAAUUAAAGAGUAUGCCAGCUUUAGUUUGUGGGGCUUGCUGGGUGGAAGGUAACCAAGGACUGCGGGAGCUGCAAGUGAUUGAUUUGGUGUAGGACUUGUUCGCAGUAUAUGCUGCUGUAACCAUCACACACGGCAAGUUAUCAUAGCUCAGGUUUGGAAACUUCUGCGAUGAUUCAUCGUUGUAAUCACUAACAGAUGAAACCCUAAGUUUUCACAAAGGAUGUUUCAUAUGAAGCAAAUGAACCUUAUAGUGUGUAUGCUUUUUGUGUUUUGAGGAUUAUUGAUGUAAAUCAUUGCUUUUAUUGGAUUUUUAAUGCAUGUAAAAAUUGUGGAGCA